This is a messenger RNA of Peromyscus leucopus (white-footed mouse), 1779 nucleotides long. RefSeq names its product RAD51 paralog D (gene Rad51d). Gene Ontology annotation, biological process: reciprocal meiotic recombination; DNA strand invasion; double-strand break repair via homologous recombination. The transcript is spliced from 10 exons. Lineage: Eukaryota; Metazoa; Chordata; Mammalia; Rodentia; Cricetidae. Gene Ontology annotation, molecular function: ATP binding; ATP-dependent DNA damage sensor activity; ATP hydrolysis activity. The record is from RefSeq and is a predicted model, not a curated record. The coding region runs from base 205 to 1194 and encodes 329 amino acids. Gene Ontology annotation, cellular component: replication fork; Rad51B-Rad51C-Rad51D-XRCC2 complex; centrosome.
GGCGGGCCCAGGGUGCUGGAGUCCUGCGAGUCGGGAAGGGCUGGUGUCCCUCACCCCGACCUGCAUCCUCUUUCCGCCCUCUCCUCCCGCGCUGGCGCAUCAGGACCCUUUCCAGAAGUGGAACCGAGGGACGCCCAUUGUGGGGGAGUUGGCGGGCACCCGCGUGACAGAAAGACCCGGGGGCGUCCCAGGUUUGCAGGGAACAUGGGCAUGCUCAGGGCAGGGCUGUGCCCGGGCCUCACCGAGGAGAUCGUUCAGCUUCUGAAAGGCCGAAGGAUCAAGACAGUGGCGGACCUGGCAGCUGCUAACCUGGAGGAGGUAGCCCAGAAAUGUGGCUUGUCCUACAAGGCCCUGGUUGCCCUGAGGAGGGUGUUGCUGGCGCAGUUCUCGGCUUUCCCAUUAAAUGGCGCGGACCUCUAUGAGGAACUGAAGACUUCCACUGCUAUCCUGUCCACCGGCAUUGGAAGCCUGGACAAACUACUUGAUGCUGGCCUCUAUACGGGGGAGGUGACUGAAAUUGUAGGAGGCCCAGGUAGCGGAAAAACCCAGGUAUGUCUCUGUGUGGCUGCAAAUGUGGCCCACCGCCUGCAGCAGAAUGUACUGUAUGUUGAUUCCAAUGGAGGGAUGACAGCGUCCCGCCUCCUCCAGCUACUACAGGCUAGAACCCAAGAUGAGGAGAAACAGGCAGGUGCUCUCCAGAGGAUACAGGUGGUGCAUGCAUUUGACAUCUUCCAGAUGCUGAAUAUGCUGCAGGACCUUCGGGGCACCAUGGCCCAGCAGGCAACGGCCUCUUCAGGCACUGUGAAGGUUGUGAUUGUGGAUUCCGUCACUGCAGUGGUUGCCCCACUUCUGGGAGGUCAACAGAGGGAAGGCCUGGCCUUGAUGAUGCAGCUGGCCAGAGAGCUCAAGAUCCUAGCCCGGGAGCUGGGUGUGGCAGUGAUGGUGACCAACCACUUGACCCGAGACCGAGAUAGUAGGAGAGUCAAACCUGCUCUGGGACGCGCCUGGAGCUUUGUGCCCAGUACCCGGAUUCUCCUGGAUGUCAUUGAAGGGGCUGGAACUUUAGGUAGCAGCCAACGAGUGGUGUGUCUGACCAAGUCUCCCCGCCAGCCAACAGGUCUGCAGGAGGUGAUAGACAUUGGGACACUGGGGACCGAGGAGCAGAGCCUGGAAUUGCCUGCCAAGCAGACGUGAUGCUGUGGAUUGGGAAAGGGACAGCUCCCAGGCCCUUACAGCAUUCUUUCUCAGUCAGCUGCUGUCCACUGCCACAGGGGACCGGGCAGUGCAGAUGUCUCAGGCUUGUCGGAAGCCAAGGCUCAGCUUCCUCAGCCUCACUCUGUGGGAUCUCAUGGAGCCACUGGCCAGAGGAUGCUGCCACGGGGAGGCGUGGAGUGGGGAGGAGGACCUAGAAGUCCAUCGUAGUCCAUCUCGGCCUCAAGUUUUCUUCCUUUGCGUCUGCCAUAUGUUUCAGUGGAGGUUGAGGUCAACCUAGCUUGGGCACCGAACACAGUAGUGACUGGGUGAAUAGCUUCUUGGCCCUGUGUGUCACCAUCCCUCACACGGUAAUUGAUCCAGGAAGCCUUCACUCCACCCAUUCCCGUUUAUUUUGGCUGCUGUUUUCCCACCUGCAAGAUGGGACUUCCUUUGAGUUACUCAGUAGAAACAUCCUCAGAAAUGUAAAGCUCUUUAUGUAUGCCCUGCUCUUAAAAAUACAUAAUGCUGGGGGGAGGGGGAUGGUGGCGCACGCCUAUAAUCCUAGCACUAGGGAGGCAGAGCCAG